AUGAAUUAACUAAAAACUUUAUUAGAGAAGAAUUUCACCUUACACUUCAGAUCAAAACAAUUCUGGGUAAACUUAUACGUUCCGAUAUUAAGUGCAAUUUUAUCAAUAAUCUUUACGUACAAAAAUAAUGAGACCUAUUACAUUUUGUUAAUCUUUGUUUGCUUAAAUAAUAAUGGUGCAUUACGACACUCAUUAAUAUUGAUUAUUAGAGAAAAAAGCUCAAACUUUAAGAAGUUGUAAUAAUAAAUGGGAUUAAGUUCAAAUGCCUAUUAUGCAUCCUGGAUUAUAACAUUUUUUGUUUUGACUAUCGGUGUUUCACUACUCUAUAUAAUACCGUUUAUUAUAUUCAGACUCAAUGAAGCAGGCGAUGGACAUUUAAGAAUUGAUAUGUUAUUUUUAGGAUUCAUUUUAUAUUCUUGUGCCUUAGCAUCUUUUGUGUUAUUUUUAAGUUCAUUUUCCAAAAACUAAAAUAAAGCAAGUGAACUCAUCGGACUAUUGAAUGUAGUAUUGACAUUUGUUGUGAUUUCAAAUUUUGCACCAGAGCCAAAAUUAACAUUCCUUGGCCAAUUACCAACAUUAUUUGUACCGUAAACAGCAUUCUAAAUGCUAUUAUUAAGUUCAAAUUGGCUCUAUAAAGAGUAAGAAUACUUCUUAAAUCCUGGAAUAUACAUCACUUGUUUAAUUGUUUAGAUAGUGGCUUAUUCACUAGGUUUUAUGUAUUUCGAUUAAGUGUUGAGUGGGUCUAAAAGGUAUUUUUUCUUAUGCAAUUAUUGCAAAAAGAACAAUAAAACCUAUGCAGAUUUUGACGAUGAAUCAACUCCAAAUGUUAAUAAUUAAGAUGCAGAGCCAUAUUAACUUUACAAACCUAUGCUGAAUAUUUAAGAUUAACUUGUCGAAAAUCAAGGAUAACCAUAUAUCUAAGUAGAAAAUAUGUGGAAGAAGAUUGAAAAUCAAUAUAUUCUCAAGUCACUCAAUAUGGAGAUAUAUUAAAAUGAAAUUUAUUGUCUAUUGGGACCAAAUGGAGCUGGCAAAUCUACUUUAAUUAGUAUAUUAUCUGGAUUAUAAGAAAAAACUAAAGGGAAAAUCAACAUCUUAGGAUAGAGUAUAGAUAAUAAGCAAUUCAAGAAUCAAAUUGGAAUAUGUUUAUAAAAAGAUGUCCUUUAUUCAGAACUAAAUGUUUAUGAGCAUUUGAAAUUCUACGGAUAAUUGAGGGGCAUUUUAGAUUAAGAAUUACAACAAUAAAUAAAUUAUAUCUUAUAAGUCUGUCAAUUACUAAAUGAAGCCAACACCAAGGCAGAUCAUUUGAGUGGUGGAAAUAAGAGAAAAUUAAGUUUGGCAAUAUCUCUAAUUGGGAAUUCUAAAAUAGUGUUCUUGGAUGAACCAUCAUCAGGAAUGGAUGCAUUGACAAGAUAAUAAAUUUGGGAUGUCAUUAAAUAAAUGAGAUUACAUCGAGUAAUCAUAAUGACUACUCAUCAUAUGGAAGAAGCUGAUGAAUUAGCCUCUAGAGUUGGAAUUCUGAUGAACGGAUAAAUUGUAACCUAAGGAACUCCUGAUUUUAUAAAACUUAACUUUGGAGUAGGUUAUCAUUUACAAAUGGACUUUUAGGAUUAGAAUUAAUUAUUAUUAGAGAAACCAAGAAUUUAAGCUUAACUCUAAAAAAUUGACAGUUACACUCCAGUAAUUUAAUCUGCUCCAAAUUCCUUAAAGAGUGUAUUACCAGUCAAUAAAAUCCAUUUAUUUCAUGAGCUUUUAAAUUAUCUAGAAGAGAACUCACAAAGUAAAUUCUCGCUUUAAUUAAAUUCUCUUGAAGAUUCAUAUCUUGCAAUUGAUUAUUAAUAUGGAACCUAGAAUAUUGAUUUGAAUGCUUAGAGAGUGUUUUAAUAGAAACCAAAGAUAGAUUUCAAAGCUUAAUUGUUUAGCUUAGCCUAGAGAAAACUAUUGCUUUUGCUUAGUUCCACAGACAAAUAGUGGAAAUAUUUAUUCCCAUUACCAUUUAUCUAUAUAGCCGUCAUAUUUGGUUUGUAAUCAUCCUUUUUAUUUGUCUUCUUGUAUUUGACAAUUAAGGCUCUCACCUCUACUUUAUAUGUAAUGAUUCAAUUAGAUGAUAAAGAUACCAAGAUUAAAUAGUAUAUGUAUGCAAGUGGAGUCCAAAUACACACCUAUUGGUUGAGUAAUGUCCUCACUGAUAUAGUGCCAUCAAUUAUUGAAGGUCUUUUCACAGCAGUUCUAUUGUAUAUCUAUGAUGUUGGACAUUUUGGAUAGCAUAUUUUUGGAGUCUUCCUCUUAAUAACAGUUUUCGGAGUCUCAUUGAGCUGUUUUGCUAAUUGCAUAGCUGUUUUCUAAGGAAAUUCACAACGAGUGUAUGUAGGUGCUCCAUUACUAUAAUUUUUUGUAUUUUUCCUGUUGUUUUUCAUAUUCAUGCUAUACACUGCUCAACCUUCAUGUUCUUUGGGUUUAAAUAUGUUUUCAAUGUUGUUGAUGGUAUUAUCACCAUAUUCAGCUUGUUAUAUGGGUUUUGCAAUGAGCCCCAUUUUAUUGAAUGGAGCUAUUUUUAGUUAUUUCUCUUGCAUUUUAUAUCUAAUUCUAGGAGGAAUUGUCUACUAUUUAAUCCUAUAAUAACUUGACAAAGGGUAAUUUAAGUAAAUUCAACCAGACAUGAGUGAUACUGAUGCUGUCAUUGAUGUGUAAGAAUUAACAAAGAAAGUUGGAGUAGUUGAGACAGUUCACAAACUAUCAUUCCAAGUUAAAUAAAAAGAAAUCUAUGGAUUACUUGGACCAAAUGGUGCUGGAAAAUCAACUACCUUUAAUAUGAUCAGUAAGUUUGAUCAGCCUACAACAGGUUAAGUAAGAGUUAGAGAUGCUGAGUCCAAUCUUGGGUUAGUACCAUAAUUUUGCCCAUUCUAUCCUACUCUUACUGUAUAUUAACAUCUCAGCAUUUAUGGAGCUUUGAAAGGUUAAGAGAACUUGCAAAAUGCUAUUGAAGUUUAUUUGAAGGCUCUUGACAUGUAUGACAUAAAAGACAGAAAAGUAGAGUACUUGAGUGGAGGGGAAAGAAGAAAGGUGCAAAUAGGAAUAGCAUUGAUUGGAGGCUCAAAUAGGCUGUUUAUGGAUGAACCUACUACUGGGUUGGAUCCGAAAUCUAGAAGGAUUAUACAAUAGAUACUAUUGUAAUCUACCAUCAACAAUGAUGCUUCAGUUCUAUUGACUACUCAUUCAUUAUAAGAGGCUCAAAGUAUUUGUAAUAGGAUUGGUAUUAUGGUCAAUGGAUUCUUAAUUACUUAAGGAACUAUAAAUGAAUUAAGAGCCUAGUUAGGAGAGCAAGCUAGAUUUAGUGUGAAAUGUAAUAUCGGUAGAAAAGAACAAGUGCAUCAAACCAUAUGGCUAUAAUUGUCACAGCAAUUCCAGUUACAACCUGUUUUUGAAUACAGAGAAAAUUAUUUAUCCUAUUAAAUUCCAGCAGGCUAUUUCAAGUUAUCCAAUCUCUUCUAGUACUUAUAAGUAGAACUUAAAUAAAAAUAAUUACUGAUUACAGAUUUUUCAAUUUACUAACCAAGCUUAGAUUAAAUCUUUGCCUUCUUUGCUUCAUAGCAAAUAGUAGGGCUAAACUAAAAUUUGUUGAAUAAUAUGGGAGAUAAUCAAUUUGAUUUUGGAAAUAGAUUAAGAGCGAUCAUGGCUUUUUUCUGCAUCUUUUGGUGA
Molecule: messenger RNA, 3696 nt
Organism: Paramecium tetraurelia
Lineage: Eukaryota; Ciliophora; Oligohymenophorea; Peniculida; Parameciidae
Exons: 2
Biological process (GO): lipid transport; transmembrane transport
Cellular component (GO): intracellular membrane-bounded organelle; membrane
Molecular function (GO): ATP hydrolysis activity; ATP binding; ABC-type transporter activity
Source: RefSeq, a predicted model, not a curated record